AUGAUUGACAACGAAGUACGACAGCUGAAAGAAUCUUUGACUAGAAACGCUUAUCCCGAUGCGUUUAUCGAAAAGCACAGCAAGCCUAAAUUGAUCAGACAAACGAAUUGUUCAGCAGAAAAACUACUAGUCACCCUUUGUCUUCCAUUCAAACGUGAUGACAUCAAUUGCUUGCUCAAACGACCACUUGGAUCAGCGCUUGCCCAAAACAAAUAUUAUGCACCUGACCUCAGAAUUAUUCAUCGAACGAUUGAGAUCCCCACACCCUCGGUGAAACAACGUCCAUCUCUGUACACCAAAUCGAAUCUGAUUUACCAAUUUCAGUGUAGUUGCGGAGCAACGUACGUGGGUCGAACAGAGCGCCAGUUACGUAACCGAGUGAUUGAAUAUAUUCCAAAUUGGGUACAACGUUUUGUGAUGCAAUCAGGGUCAGAUCAAAGGCAUAAUGACAACGUUCGAAACCAUAAGAUCCCGUCGUCGGCUGUCGGCCGUCGGCCGUCGGCCGUCGCUCGUCAUCUUCUGAUGACGCAACAUCCAGCUGACCGAAGCACUGCGUUUCGGGUCAUUUACGUGGCAAAGAAUACCAGGCUUUUGAGACAAAUUGACGGUGUCGCAAUCGGAACUCCAUUGAGCCCCAUUCUGGCACAUCUGUUUUUGGCUCAUCUUGAGGAAAAGGCGAGCAAAAUCCUCGAACGUUUACAACUUUACAAACGAUACGUUGAUCAUGUUCUAGUCAUCACAAUAAGUCUAGAAGAGACAACAUGGAUUAUGGAUAAACUCGAUCGCCUGCAUCCGAAUAUACGAUUUACGAUGGAAACAGAAAUCGAAGAUACACUGCACUUCCUCGACAUUAAAAUGACUAGGAAUAAUGAUGGAACAAUGGCCAGAUCUGUUUACCGAAAAGAAACUUGGACAGGCCAAUGCUUGCAAUUUGACAGCUUUGUGUCUGUGGAAUAUGAACGUGGUCUGGUCCGAACACUAUUUCAAACAGCACGACAUAUCUGCACAUAA
Fasciola hepatica (liver fluke) is the source of this 1011-nucleotide messenger RNA. Lineage: Eukaryota; Metazoa; Platyhelminthes; Trematoda; Plagiorchiida; Fasciolidae. The record is from the annotation of a GenBank genome assembly.